Molecule: messenger RNA, 611 nt
Organism: Stereum hirsutum FP-91666 SS1
Lineage: Eukaryota; Fungi; Basidiomycota; Agaricomycetes; Russulales; Stereaceae
Exons: 9
Coding region: 108-611 (167 amino acids)
Source: RefSeq, a predicted model, not a curated record
UGUCUAUCAAGUUCUUUCAUAUAGAGGCUUCGGUGAAGAGGUCUACUGCCCGCGCCCUCGCCGACCUCUUAUCAUCGUCGCUCUUUUCUUUCACGACCACCAUUCCGAUGGCCUCGACGACGUGGUUCCCCAUGCUACGAGAACAUACUAUAUCUUUCAUCGUGAUGGCUCUUUUCCUCCUAGAGACAGUAAUGGCCUCGCAUUCCGUGACUAUGGUUAACAGAUGUGGAUUUGGAACUCCAACCCUCGACCAAAUUCCCUCUAAUACUCUUGCAACAGGAGAGGGAGAGGUCUACACGAACGAUACGCUGGAUUCGGGUCAGAUCUUUCUCAACGACGGUACUUGCGGUCCCAAUGGUGGGCACUGCACGACAAUAACGGCCGAUCUCGGGGUGUUGACGGGCGGGAGCUCUUCCGUGGUGGUCAACUUGAUUCCGACACAUGCGUUCUCAGUACCCGUACAGUUCAGUUACUAUAACGGUUGUGACGGAGCGGGCGUCAGUUGCUUGACAAGUUCGUGUGAAUAUGCUAUACGUGAUCCACCCGAGACCUCCGGUAUCGUAAAUUGCACGGAUACGACUGCUUCGGUGGAGGUGAUAUUUUGCCCGUAA